This is a messenger RNA of Lathyrus sativus (Indian pea), 1332 nucleotides long. NCBI's taxonomy places the organism in Eukaryota, Viridiplantae, Streptophyta, Magnoliopsida, Fabales, Fabaceae. The record is from the annotation of a GenBank genome assembly.
AUGAUGUCUGAUGAAGCUGUUUCUGUUCCUUCCAACCUCAUCAGAAGCACCUCAAACUCAAACUCAAACCCUAAUCCUCCUAACCCUAAUAAGAGAAAAAGAAGUCUACCAGGAACACCAGAUCCGGCUUCAGAAGUAAUUGCUCUAUCACCAAAGUCACUUAUGACAACAAACCGUUUCAUCUGCGAAGUAUGCAACAAGGGUUUCAAGAGAGACCAAAACCUGCAGUUACAUCUGCGAGGGCACAAUCUUCCAUGGAAGCUUAAGCAGAGAAACCAUCAGGAGGUUGUAAGGAAGAAGGUGUAUGUAUGUCCAGAGAAGAGUUGUGUGCACCAUGACCCUAGUAGAGCUUUAGGUGAUUUAACGGGGAUAAAGAAGCACUUUAGUAGAAAGCAUGGUGAGAAGAAGUGGAAGUGUGAUAAGUGUUCUAAGAAAUAUGCAGUUCAAUCUGAUUGGAAGGCUCAUAGUAAGAUUUGUGGUACUAGAGAGUAUAGAUGUGACUGUGGCACAAUAUUCUCCAGGAAGGACAGUUUCUUAACGCAUAGAGCCUUUUGUGAAUCCUUGGUGGAGAGAAGUGGAAGAAUAGGUUCAGCUCCAGCAGUUUUAUCCAACUUUGGAAACAAUCUUUUGAUCAACACUCAAGCUCAAGCUCAAGCACCAAGAAUUCCUCAUGGAUUAUUUGGGCUUAAUCAGGAAUUCGGCGGACCAGUUCCAGAACAAUUCAUGGGAAAUUUUCUCAAUAAUAAUCCUCCUCCUCAUCAUCAUCAUCAGAUUAACAUCCCUCAUCAUAAUUAUCUUUCAAGCAACGCCACUACUACAACUAGUGUAUUCUCAACAUCAGAAGCAAACUCCGAUUUAGAAUUACUUCAGACAAACAUGAAUACAUUCGGCUCAAUACCAAAUGGGCAGUGGAUGAAUUACCGUUACACCGAUCAACAAGAAGUAUCCAUGCCUAUGCUUACUCAAGGAGUACUCAAGCUAGAACAAGAAGAAAACAACAAAAUGAAUGAUUUUUCUCAUUUGUUUUAUCAGAAUCAAUUACAAGGAGGUCCAAGUCACAUGUCGAUGGAAUCUCAAUCCACAACAAGAAAGCUGAACAAUGGUAAUAAUUCUGCACCUCCCAACAUUGUUGAAAUUAAGAAACUGUUCAAGCAAGGAAACCAUGCAGGAAAUUUGAAUGAAGAUCAACUAAGCUUAACUAGAGAUUUCCUUGGAGUUGGAGUUGGAGAUGAUUCAUUGAAGAAACCCUUGUUGCAACAAGAGAUCCCUAGGUUUAAUCCAAUAGGACCUGUCAUGAACAUGCAAAGUGAUCAGUUUGGUGGACACUAUUGA